AUCACCUCUCCUGCAUCUAGUAGCGCACGACAAGUAGCUGCACUGGUUGUGAAAAAGCAGCUCAACAUCCAGGAUCGGGUGGAUUUCGAUUCUAUGGAGCUGGUGCCACCUCCAACAGAGCAAGUGCGUCCAUCUGCACCGUCGGGCGCGACGAUGAGCUGGUUUGACAAAGUGGAGCGAUUGACCAAAGAAGGGCUGUUAUCGCAAGAAAAAACUGUUUCACUGUGAACUUGUGAUGCAGAAAACGAAGCACCAAAGUGUUUGUCUUGCUACACCUGCAAGACAUUGGAUUUUGAAGCGUGUUUUCCCUUGGGAAGCGCGCAUGGCAAGUUUUCCGCGUCAUGUGUAGCAAACUUGUGAUGCAGAUAUUGCAAAACCAUCACAGUGAAACAGGUUUUUCGUGGGAUAGCUGCGGGACAUUUUUCAUGCCACGACCGGUGAAGUUUUUUUGCGUGGUGGGCGGACCGACACAGACCUACCAGGGAAAGACGAGCAGAUGCAAGAGGAACGAAAACAGCAACCGCACCAGCCCGCUCAUUUUCCUCGUGACCCCGCGACGGAGCCCAGCCAACACUCUUCUCAGCACUACGCACAGGCUUUAUCAGAAGCGCAGGGACAGGAAGUAGAGAUGGAUCUGCAACUGGCUGAUGUGCAAGCGCUAAGAAGUUCCUGUGCGCCGACCACACGUACAACGACCGAGGACCACAAAAACGAAACUCCAGCCGCCCGCGCAACCACCACGGCUACUUUUCCCUCCCGCGCGGUCCUCUCUCAAGGCCUGCAAAAACUCCAAACAGCCCUGCAGAUUUCGCGUCGGCUGCUUUUCACCUACAAAAAAAACCGCGUGCCGAUAUGGCCUUCGCAACUGUUACACUCUCAAAUGCUACAUGAGUUUGUGAUGCAAGAAUGGCAAAAGUGAAAGGGGAACUUGCAGCGCGUCUUGCAUGACAGAUUGAGAUUUGGCGCAGAUUGUCAGCCUGUUUGGCCCCUUGAGAAUUGGUCAUGCGAAGUAGCUUGAUCGUGUCGACUCUGGUGGUAAUUUUGCAUCACAAAUCAUGUAACAGCUCCAGCUGAGAGUGUAACAGUUGCGAGCCCCAUAGCCGAGUCUGCUCGCGUCGGAUGAAGAUGGGGAUCAGUUCAACGUGGAGAUGCAAAUCGCGGAUUUGCUAGUCCAGCGGGCGUUGGCGUUUCAGAAGAUGUUAUUGAGUGACAGUGAAAAUGAGCGGGGGCGCAUCUUCACAACAAGAUCGGAAGAGGACCACGCCGCCCCAACUACAUCAGAAUUUCUCUACUACGACUCUGCAUUUAUUUUCCAAAACCGAAAACGCCUCAUCAACGGGAAACAAAACGCCAGCAGUUUUUCCGAUUAUCUAAUCUCCUGGAUCGAACGCGACUUGAUCAAAGUGGAAAACCAGCUCAAAUCUCUGCACCAGAAAGCGUUGUUUAUUUUUAUCGAUUGCCAGGGCACGGGGAAAAAUUUUGUCUUCAACGCGCGGUUUCUGGCGCAUAA
Molecule: messenger RNA, 1510 nt
Organism: Amoebophrya sp. A120
Lineage: Eukaryota; Dinophyceae; Syndiniales; Amoebophryaceae
Source: the annotation of a GenBank genome assembly